GCUGGAGGCGACGCGGUCAUUGUCAUGUCGAGGAAACGUCGCAUCCCGCUGUCCAAGGCGCCAGAGUCCCACCUCUUUGAAGCGGACUACGACUGCUGGGUCAAUGUUGUCCGGCUGCGUCAAUGGGUGUCGUCAGUGGAUGAAUACCAGCAACCGCGCCACCAAACGCCCACUCUACUGCUCGUGCUGUCACCCAUCUCGAUCAUCCUCAAAGUGGAACCGAUCAUCCAUUCAGGCCAAGUGGUCGCGUCGGACUUCGAAGUGCUCCGCACGUCCCUCGCGCCCAAUUCUCGGGUGUUUUGUCCGUUGAAGUACGAAGGCCUUCUCUGCGAAGGUCUCGGCGCCGCCGCCGGCAGCCUCAACCUCACGAUUGUGGGUCGUCCCGACUCGGAAACCCCGCGUGCGUUUGCCGAGAUCGCCGACCAGUUCGCGACCAACAUUCCAUCUCGUUGCGCGCUAUGUGACGGCACCGAGAUGAACACUCCCUUUUCCGGCGAGGCAGCGCGGCCGUGCGUGUGCGCCGGCAUGGAAGCGAUUCCUGGUGUCACAGAUGCCAUUUUGCAUUCAGCGUUCGACACGGCCAGCCGCUUCUGGGCCGCCACGCCGUGGCUGCACAUGCGCAUCAACCACGUACUCCGCGUGGAAGUCGCCGGGUCUCCUUUCAGGUUCGUCCAGAUUCUGGGCGGCACCGGGUGCUGCGACGUCGCGGUGAUGGUGCACACCCACUGGGACGACGUCCAGAACGAGAACUGGUCCGUGGGCACUAUGCACAUGAACUCGCAAGGGUGCUACUCGGUCGUGAAAGCCGAGUUCCAACCGCCCGACCAGUGCUGCCGCUCGUGGAAAGACUUGGAUUACAUCGACGCCCAAGCCCGCCUUGGCCGCCCACUCGCCCUACCCGACCCGACCAACUCAGACCCCGUCACCCAGCCGGUGCUGCCGCUCUUCACCCGCAUCUCCAUCAAGCGCAAACCCGGCACCUCCGACUUGGACGUGCGCCAAGUGUCGGCCACGCUCGAAGAAAUUGCGUACCUCCAAGUGGCCAUGUGGACUGUCGUGACGCUCUUGACGGAUCGGUUGCUGCUGGCCGUGCCGCACUCCCCCGUUGGCGACUACCGCAAGUUUUACGCGUUCGAGACGACGCUGUCAUUGCCGGAGACCCUCUCGCUGCCUCUGACCAUGCGCGAGGUAUCUGUGACGUUUCCCGCCGUGACAGACGUGUCAGCUCUGAGCGACUUGCAAGCGGUGGGCGUCGAGCGGGUUCAGAAACCAUCGGACGCCAUGGCCAAGCAGAAGAAGAAGAAGAAGAAGAAGCCGGCCAAGACGGACACUGGACACGGUUGCUCCCCCGCCGAAACCAACGCAUUCGAUGGCGUUCUCAACAACCAUGACCACAUGGACGUGGCGGCGCUCGGUCGCAUGCGCGAUAUCAUGACAAAGAAGGCGACGGCCAAUGGGUUUUACCAAAGGGGACUGUACCGUGAAGCGUACGCCCACUACUCGACCGUGCUGGACGAGUACCACAGCUUUCGGGCGUCGCUGGCCCCGCCCCUCCAACGGGACCCCCAGAUCGUCCUCAACGGCGACAACUUGUACUCGAAUCGGGCCCAAGCCGCGCUCAAACUCGAGUGGUUCCACAAGGUCGUGGACGACUGCAACCACGUGAUCCCGUUCAUGGUGUCCCAGUGCUCCAACACGUACGUAGUGCGAUGUCUGCACGCCCGCGCACGCGCGUACGCUGCCCUGCACUUGUACGACAGUUCGUUUGACGACUGGCAUGUGCUGGCGAUCGAGGCGCAAAAGCAGCCAAUCAAAGCCGGACGUGCGGCGUCAUCGUCGUGGUCGGACGUCCCCCCCAAGGCGUACUUGGCGGACGAGGGCCAGAAAAUCCAGGCCAAACUCGCGGCGUGCACGGUGGACGGACGGUGGCGGAUCAUGGGCACGAGCGGGACGCACCUCACGCGCUUCUUCCACUCGACGGUGCUGCAUCCGGACGGUACGGGGCUGCUCGUGUUCGGGGGGCGGUCCACCACGAUGUUUGGUACGGAGGACAACGACGUCCAGAUUCACGUGUACGACUUCAAGACGCAGGGGUGGAAGGAUGUGGCGGGCGUCGGCCAAGUGCCUCCUUGCCUCGCUGGGCACAGCGCCGUCGUGUACGAUCGGUGCAUGUACGUGUUUGGCGGCACGCCGCUCAACGACGACUUGGUGGAUGACCACGAACGGCACGGGUCGUUGUACCAGCUCAACGUCGACACAUUUGAGUGGAAGCGGUGGCGCAUGCCCGACGAACCCGCCAGUCGAAACGAACACACGGCGAGUGUGCACCAGCACCAAAUGAUCCUCGUGGGCGGACUCACGUGCUCGUCCGCGACCGCCGUCGGCCGCAUCGACGUGUUUAACUUCCAGACGAAAACGUGGUCUGUGCUUGCGCAACGCGGGACGGACCUGGCACCGCCGCCGUCGCUGUCCCUCCACACAUCAUGGAUUCAUGGCCACAAACUGUUUGUGUUUGGCGGCAAGGCCGACACGGCCGACUUUUACGAGUACCAGCGCACGCUCUACACGCUCGAUCUGGCGUCACACACGUGGCUCCCAUCGCCGCCGCCGUCCUCUUCUUCGAUGCUGCCGCCCAUCUUGCCAGGGCCUCGCAGCGAAAGCCAAGCGAUUGUCAUGGACAACACCAUGUACCAGUUUGGAGGGUACGCAGAACUCCCCGUGGGCUCCAAGUACUACGGCGACGGCUACCGCCUCACCCACCACGCCGACGGCACCGCAUCAUGGGCCAAGUUGAACGCAUCAUCCAUUGCAGUGCCGUGGCCGAGCUCCCGGGCGGCGUGCACGCUGACGUUCGAUCCCCACCGCAAGCGCGCCAUCUUGUACGGCGGGUAUGAAACCAUGCGCAAUGAUAUUGUGUACGGGGACAUGUGGGAGCUCAACCUGUGUGACGACAAGCAGCCGAAUCGGAAAAACGACGAAGGAACGCCGUUAAAUGCGACAGUGUGCGGCAGCUGCGGCGCCCAGGGCAAGUGGAAAAAGUGCGCGCGGUGCAACGCCAUGGCCUACUGCUCACAGGCGUGCCAGAAACGACACUGGCCUGUGCACAAGACGUCAUGUCGUCGCAAGAGCAGUUAACGGAGGCAACGGAACAGUGAAUGCGUCACAAUGCGCGACAAGGUUUAGAUGCAAAUGUGUUGGGGGGUUGCUUCUUGGAGGGUGGGCACGCCUUGUGCUAUGCUUUAGACAGGGUUGUGUGACAAGGUUUGGUUAUGGUGCCAUGUGCAAGACGAACGUUGGACUCUGUCGCAGUAACCAUGCAAAAGAUGUAAAGCAAUUGCAUAUAUUCAGGUUAUGUUUCCACUUGAGCUUUCAUGUCGCGAAAUUCGUUCAAGAUCUAUCAUAUAAGGCUAGCAUCCAGUUCAACGUCGAGAGUCUUACGAUGGAAAUGUUGGCG
Molecule: messenger RNA, 3454 nt
Organism: Aphanomyces astaci
Lineage: Eukaryota; Oomycota; Saprolegniomycetes; Saprolegniales; Verrucalvaceae
Exons: 3
Coding region: 25-3135 (1036 amino acids)
Molecular function (GO): protein binding
Source: RefSeq, a predicted model, not a curated record